Microthlaspi erraticum is the source of this 432-nucleotide messenger RNA. The record is from the annotation of a GenBank genome assembly. NCBI's taxonomy places the organism in Eukaryota, Viridiplantae, Streptophyta, Magnoliopsida, Brassicales, Brassicaceae.
AUGGAGAACCAUCUACGUUCUAAAUUUAAGCGAGAUCCUUGGAGUGGAGAGGAAGAUCAAAUAUUGAUUGAAGCUCAUAGAGCUGUUGGCAACAAGUGGGCUCAAAUUUCUCUUGAACUCCCAAGAAGAAGCGAAAAUGCUGUUAAGAACCAUUGGAAUGUAACAGUGCGCCGAAUGUUCUCAACAAAUCGGUCUUACGAUAACAUACUUGAAAACUACAUAAGGUCUAUCACAAUCAACAAUGAUACUCCAAAUGAUACUUCUGAUGGGAAUAUGAGCUUGAGUUUGGACGUUACACCACAGAUAGACGAACCAUCCAUCGAUGCGUCUACAUCAUCAGUUCUAGAGCCAACAACAUUUUCAUGGGAUGAUUAUCUUACUAACAUUUGUGACUCCAUGGACUUUGAAAUGGUCAUGAAUGAGUGGGAGUAA